Molecule: messenger RNA, 654 nt
Organism: Monoraphidium neglectum
Lineage: Eukaryota; Viridiplantae; Chlorophyta; Chlorophyceae; Sphaeropleales; Selenastraceae
Exons: 1
Coding region: 1-654 (217 amino acids)
Source: RefSeq, a predicted model, not a curated record
AUGCCGCCGCCCGCGCCGCGGCCGCGGUUCGGCGGCUCCCCCGCGCACGCGGCGCCGCCGCCGGCAGGCGGCCCGUUCAGCGCGUACGCUGCUCGCGGCCAGCCGGCGGCGCCAGGCGGCCAGGGGGCGCACGGGCAGGGGCCUGUGCCCGUGGUGCGAUUCGGCGCCGCCCAGCAACAGCAGGGCGGCGGUGGCUACGGCCAGGCCGGGCAGCAGCAGCAGCAGCAGGGGCAGGGGCAGGGGCAGCAGCGGCAGGGGCCGUACUGGCAGCCGCGCAGGCAGGCGUCGCCCGCGGACAGCCUGACCACGUGCAACCGCGGCGGCGGCGACAGCGAUGACGGGGAGUCGACUGACUCCGUGACCGGCCCGUUCAGCGAGCCGCGGCGGGCGUCGUCGGCGGCGGGGGACGACUCGGCCCACAGCGGCGGCGGCGGUUACAACUACGGCGCUGACGUGGCGGCGGGUUUCCAGGGGAUGGGGAUCGGCGGCGGCGGGCGGCGCGGCGGGCGGGGCGGUGGCAGCGGGCGGGGCGGCAGCGGGCGCGGCGGCGGCGGGGGCAGCGGAGGGUUUGUGCGCGGGGUCUUUUCAGAGGCGGAGCUGCUGCGCUCGGCCGGCAGCACGGGCGGCGGCGCCGCGGCGCCGAUGGAGAUGUGA